AUGAAGAUCGAGAAAGAGCUAACACACCCAAUCCACCCGCGCCACAAGCUACGUCUCGAGUACACUGAAACCCCUUACAACUGCGACGGGUGCAAGGAAGCUGGCAUUGGCUACAAAUACAAAUGUCACCAAUGUGCCUUCACCUUACACAAGGCGUGCGCCAUUGCCGCGCCACGAACCACCCACCCGUUCUACCAAAAAUGCGAGUUCAAAUUAUACUACCAUCCCCCCGGCAAAUGCAAGCGCGUAUGCGAUGCAUGUAGAACCUACGUGCAUGGAUUUGUGUACCAUUGCGAUAGCUGUGACUUUGAUUUACAUCCUUGUUGCGCGAACCUCCCGCAAGUCCUCGACGAUGGGAAGCGCGAUCUUUACCUUUGUAGCAAGCUAUCUAGCUCGUGUCACGGCUGCGGUGGAACGGGGCUCGGUUGGUCUUAUAGGUCGCAGUGCGGGGCGUAUAAUCUUCAUCUUUCGUGUGUGAAGGAGAUGCUGGUGGAGAGCUGGUUGGCUGUGUAUUUGAAUGUGGAUAAGAAUAGGGUUAGGCAAAUGGUUACGAGUAUUCCAAGGCUUAAGGGGUCGCUGCAAAACCGUCCUGUGGUAAGAGGGUCGGUUGGGAAGUAUGGUCAGAUGGCUGGUGCUGCAGCUCGUGCUGUUGUCUCGGCCGUUUUGGGGGACCCUACGGCUAUGGUUGCAGCUGUGGUUAGUGGCAUCGUGUCCAAGUGA
Messenger RNA from Cucurbita pepo subsp. pepo (vegetable marrow), 720 nucleotides. Its product is annotated as protein VACUOLELESS GAMETOPHYTES-like. The record is from RefSeq and is a predicted model, not a curated record. NCBI's taxonomy places the organism in Eukaryota, Viridiplantae, Streptophyta, Magnoliopsida, Cucurbitales, Cucurbitaceae.